This is a messenger RNA of Ectocarpus siliculosus, 1317 nucleotides long. The record is from the annotation of a GenBank genome assembly. Lineage: Eukaryota; Phaeophyceae; Ectocarpales; Ectocarpaceae.
AUGUCAGCAUCCUCCAGAGGAGUGCACCAGGCUUUAAAGCACUUCCUACCGACUGCUUCAGAAUACGUCACGACAGUGAAGCCGAAUUUGCUUCCGGUACCCUCGUCGGCGAACGGGGUGUACGUUAUCCCAAUCGGGAUGUUCAAUGCUCAGCCGGAUGGUUUCUUCGACUCAUUCACUGAUGACAUGAUCGUCCACACAGGGUGCAAUGAAGAGAAGGACUAUUAUUUGUCAUGGUGUUCUCACCGUCUUUUCGGCGAAACUUCUCCCUACAGGUCUCCCAGGCACAUCAUUUCUCUUGAGUUUCCUAGCCUGCACACUGUAGAGGAGGCGCUCAUUAUUCAAAGACUUCGUGAUUCCGUCGAUAGGCAGUUGCGUGACCAUGACUUUUUUCCAUACACACCUCGUAUUCUGGAUGCAGUUGAGAGCAACACUUCGAUAGUGGAAAUCGUUACAAACAACAACGAUUUAUCCCCCUGUCGAUGUGAUUUAUUCGAAUGUUUGUCACGAAGGUCUACUGACAUCGAGAGUCUUGAGAUUGUAGGUGAAAGUUGUGCCGACGCGAACCAAGCGAUUGCCGAUGGUUGUGUUCAAGGUCUGAAGAAGUUGACUAUCGCAAGCAACCCGGGCAGUGACAUGGAUGGAGACAAGGUGGAUACUGUUUGCGAGGCGGUGUCCGAAGUUGGUAUUCUCGAGAGCCUCGAGAUCGAUGGCGCGAUUGCAGACUAUGACGGAGGGGGUGAUGGACUAGUUCGCGUUCUCGACACGUGUCCGCUCCGUUCUCUGAGUGUUAACGCUUCUAUUUUUGGGGAGGAUGCUUGGUCUGAAAUGGUUCGCGUCUUGUCCAACAUGAAGGCGACCGACGUGAAGUUUACAGAGCUUGAGAUUUUCCGCGAUUGGAUGAGACCGGCGUUCGACGCUUUGUUUUCAAACACAUCGAUUCAAUCACUCGAUCUGUCCUUCACCAACAUUGGGGAUGGCAGUAUUGGUGCACUGGAAAAUAUGGUUAAGCGUGGAACACUUAUCAAGCUGGCGAUUAGGGGGUGUUCCAUUGGACGCGAUGGUAACCAAAGUGUUCUGCAGGCCACUGCGCAUGUCGACAGCAACCUUAGGUUCAUCAGCAUCAGCGACACAGAUCAUCCCGAUCUCUUCAAGGGUUUGGUGAAUACAUCUCUGAAAGUCGUGCACCUUGAGGUAUUUAGCGGUGCUGCGAUUGAUUCCCUCGCAGAGUUGCUUGUAGCUAGAGGUAAGAGUGGACGCGCGUCAUUACAGGCACUUCAUUAUUUUUCCGACUUUCAGAAUUUGGUGAUCGAUUGA